GAGAUGAUCGCAAUCAUAGUCGGGGGACAUAUCCAGCAGACUGCUUCUAUCGACAAACGAAGAAAUGUCUCCAGUGCUAUGGGCACGCCAACCACUACAACGUCGUCCAUCGUCCUUCUACUGUUACUGUUCGCACUUCCGACGGUACUGCAGGUCUUGGGGUCAAUGUCAACGCUACGACAAGAAUGUGGAAGAAGCGUUAGAAGAUCGAGACAACCUAGAGCCGAGGUACUUGGAAGAAUUAUAAAUGGAAAGCAAAGUAUUCGAGGGGCUUGGCCAUGGCAAGUAUCACUGCAACUAUUGCAUCCCCAGUUUGGAUUUUUGGGGCACUGGUGUGGCGGUGUUAUGAUUUCUUCGGAAUGGCUGUUGACAGCUGCCCAUUGUAUUAAUAAUGACCUUUUCAACUUACCAUUAGCUGCUUUGUGGACUGCAGUUGUGGGAGAAUGGGAUCGCGAAGUGGAAGAAUACUCGGAACAGAGGAUACCCGUAGAAGAAGUCAUCUUGCACGAGAGAUUUCACAAUUUCAACAUGAUAUUGCUCUUAUGAAACUGUCCCGUCCAGUCAAAUUUACAAAGGAAAGCAGAGUUCGAGCAGUUUGCUUGCCAACCACCAGACUGCAUCACAACCAAACGGAUCUGUGUUAUGCUACAGGAUGGGGAAGGGCGUCAGAAGAUGGAAUGCUAUCAAUCAGGUUAUUGGAAUCUAGAGUUCCAGUGCACGACAAUGCAGUGUGUAGAAAAAAGUAUGGCCAUGCUGUCCAUAUUAAAUCUGGACAUCUGUGUGCGGGACAUCUUGAUGGAUCUAGCGGAACUUGUGUGGGUGACUCAGGUGGUCCUCUGCAAUGUGCAAUGCAAGAUGGAAGAUGGAUCCUAGCAGGAAUUACUUCAUUCGGUUCAGGAUGUGCCAAGCCUGGAUUUCCCGACGUUUACACUCGGUUAUCCUACUACUUGCCAUGGAUCAAAUCCAAAACGAGAUCUCUACGACGAACUGGAAGGGAGAGAAAGACAUAGAAUGAAAGAAUCUUCGUUAUUAUAUUUAAGGAACAGAGAAUUAUUAUUAUUUCUAAGUUAGUUUUAUAGUAAAAUCUGAUAGCUUUUUACCAUGUUACAAGCCAUGAAAAAAUCAGAGCAGUUUCUUUGUUCUAUAACAUAAUAUGAAGCAAUAUUUUUAUUCUAGCAGAUUUAAAAUUUCAUUUUAGAAAAAACAGUAUACGUACUUUAUGGGUUGCAAAAUUACUAUGUUUAAUUAUUUUUAUGGCCGAAUUAAUAAUAUAGGAAUAUUUGUUACCUCUAUUACAAUUUUUUUACAAUUUUUUAAAAUCAAAAUUAAGAUUAAGAACUUAAUCCAACUAAAUACCUAUACAAUUAUCAUACGUACAGUUGUUGUUCACACAUCUAUACAAGUUUUUAUGGUUUAGUACGUUUUAAUACUAUGAUUUCCUGAGUAAUCCAGAAGUUGAAUGGCUUUUUGCGUUGGUAUAUAAUUGAUCAGUUUUCUCUCAUGCUUUUUGCGUAUUCUUGUAUGACGUCAUCUACCCAUUUAUUGGACAAAUCUUUGUGUUUUUUUUUAUUGGUUACGUAUCUGCAAGCUUUUAUAAUCGUUCAGAGUAAUUUAUUUAACUUUUCACUAUAUUUUCAGUCUAUUUGUUGACUACUUCUCACCCUAUAGUUGUACUUUAUAAGUCCAAGUUGGUUUUAUUAUAUAAAUAUAUAUAUACAUAUAUAUAUAUAUAUAUAUAUAUAUAUAUAUAUAUAUAUAUAUAUAAAGACAAGGGUAUUAAUAAAUAAAUUAAUUUGUGAAGGUGGAUGGUGAGAGUUGGCAUGCAAGUAACGAUUGGUAUGUGUGGGUUUUCGAUAAACAGAGUAGUUAAAACCUUGGGAUUGGUUUUUGUUUAUGAUAACGUCGAGAAACGGUAGGGAUAAAUCAGUUUCUAUCUCCAUCGUGAACUAUAUACUGGGAUACAUGGGUUUGAAAAGACACCGAAGCAUCUCUGUCAUGGGGCCAAAUGACGAAUGUAUUGUCAAAAUAUCGUAGCCAACAUGUGGGCUUGAACAUUGACGUGGAUAGUGCUCGGGUCUCAAAGUCUUCCAUAAAGGUAUUGGCAAUUACUGAUGAAAGAGGGGAGCCUAUUGACACACCAUUUAUUUGUCUGUAGAAUUGAUUUUGGAAGAUAAAAUAGGUUUCAUCUGUAGGAAUAUUUUUAAAGAGUGAAACAAUAUUGAAACUUACUAGAAUGUUUGACGGUGAUAAAGGUAUUCUUUAAGAAGUUAGAUGAAAUGAAAAGAAUUCUUGAAGAAGGAUGAAGCAUUUUCCGCGACAGGUUGUAGGGUUUUGGCCAAGUACUUGGCCAAUGGUUGUGUAGGGUAGUUGCAUGUACUGACAAUGGGACGUAGAGGAAUAUCGAGUUUAUGAAUUUUGGACAGGCCAUAUCUUCGAGGUAUUGUGGAGGACUUUUGACGAGGAAUUAAAGAUUGUUUUAUGUCUACAGGAAGAGAGGUUUUAUUAGUAAUGGAUUUUGUUGUUUUCUCCAGAUAGGUUGUUGGAUUAUUAGGAAUUGGUUUGUAGUCUCGAGUGUUAAUGAUAUUGAUAGUUUAUUAAUGUAUGAAGAAGUGUUUAGGAUGACGAAGACAUUACCUUUAUCGUCGGGAAAAAUGACUAGGUUUGGAUUUGACUGAAGUUAUUUCAGUGCUUUUUUCUCGGAUUGGCUAAUGUUUUGAGUAGGAGGCUUUGAGUUACUGAGAACUCUAGAGAUGUCUUGUCUGGUUAUUUCAGCAUCUUCGGAAGGUAAACUGGAGAUGGCUUCUUCAGUUUGACAUAGGAUUGUCUCAAUUGGAAUGUGACUUGGGGUAGCAGAGUAAUUUAAACCUUUUGCUUAAGCUUGAGUGGCAAUUGUCAAAAUAGUGGUAUCAGAAAAAUUAUGGACCACCGUUUUGGGUUCCAAUGUUGAGGUUUUUGGAAUUUGUUCGGAAAUGAGAUACCAUAAUUUGAGCAUCUGAGUUUCAGUCUUAGAUUCUAAAGUGUUUAGGGCUGUUUGUGUAUUGAUACGGUCGAAACUGCCCCAUAAUAUAGGAUGUGCAUUGAAAGAAUGAACAGAUAUAUGUUUGUUUAAUCAAAAUGCUCCACACCCUACCUGGAGUGGUAAGUAUACCUUACCAGUGUAGUCACUUGUACCGAUAAUAAUUUACGGCAUAGUUUUUAAAGUUGUUAUUAUAUAUUGUAGAAUUGAUUUAUACUUGAUUCAUGCUGGGUUAAAUGACCCAUAAAAAAAUCCCUGGAGCUUGUAGUCUAUAAAAGGAUAAUUCAAUGAGGUGUUACCAAACGCCCUGCUAAUGUCUAUGUACUCACAUAAUGCCACUCAUUUCUUUGGGUAAAAGCACCUUCGAGAUUUUUUCGAGACUAAAACUUUAUUUAGAAUUUACUAAAAAACCUGGCAUAUGGAGUCAUAGUACUAACAGGCAUCAGAAGAAACUUUCUCAUUACUGAAAUUUACAGAGAAUUGAAUUUGCAUUAAAAGAUCUAUACUAAAUUUGAAGUUUAAUUUUCAUUUUUUAUCUUUCGCUAAAUUGAAUUGCUUUAAAACAAAUUAUUGAUGUUCAGUAAUUGAUGAUUCAGUAAAUUGGGAUUUAGGUCAACUUCAAUUGUUGAGCAGUUGUAUAUCUUUUACUAUUUGUGUUAGGAAUUAAUUACAAUUUCGGUAUAAACUAAGUUUAUUUUCCCGAAUACAAUGAUUUUGCACCCAUAAGGUACUUUUUAAUGACUAGUUAAUUUUUAAGUAAUUUUUUAAGGUGAUAUAACUGUGAUGGUUAAUUCUAAUAUUUAUUGUGAUCGCAAGAAAAACGUAAACCAAUAAAUAAGAUAGUUCAAUAUGUUUUUUAUAGUAGUUUAAAUACGAUUCUAAGAAAAUAGUUACCAUAAAAUAUUUUAAUUUUAUUAUUAAUUAUUCAUAUGUAUUAUAUGUACUGUGUACCUAAAUGUACCUAAUAUAUUGGUAUAUAUCAUGUUACC
This is a messenger RNA of Diabrotica balteata, 4005 nucleotides long. Lineage: Eukaryota; Metazoa; Arthropoda; Insecta; Coleoptera; Chrysomelidae. The record is from the annotation of a GenBank genome assembly.